UUUAGCUUAGAGAAGCCACCAGAAUUUAAAGGACCAUUAGAACCCAAUACAUUAUUACAGAAAGCAAGUAGAUUAUAUUUAGAUGAAGUUAAAGGACCAGAGUCUAUAGUUGUAGAUGGAGGCAAGUUGUUUUAUCAUGUUUAUACUGGUACCAUGGAUGGCAAGGUCAUUGAUAUCUUUCAAGGUCAUGUCAAGGUUUUAGCUCAACUUGGAAAACCUCCCUGUGGUAAAUUUGAAGAUGAACCAACUUGUGGACGACCUCUAGGGUUAAAACUAGAUAAAGAAGGAUAUUUAAUUGUAGUUGAUGCUUAUUUAGGAUUAUAUAGGAUCAAUGUAGCUACAGGUAAUAUUAAUUUUUUGUUUGAUUCUAAAGAGAAGAUAUUAGGCUAUAGACCUGUAUUUUUAAAUGAUGUAGUUAUAUUAAAAGAUGGUACUAUGUAUAUUACUGACUCUAGUAGAAAAUGGGAUCGAAGACAUCAUCCUUACAGUAUUCUAGAGGCAGAGGACUCCGGCAGGUUAUUAAAAUUUUCUAAAGGUAAAAUGACUGAAGAAGUUACUGGUAUUAGUUUUGCUAAUGGUGUAGUUUUGUCUAAAAAUGAAGAUUUUGUGUUGAUAUGUGAAACUACAAAAGCCAGAAUUUUAAAGUAUCAUCUAUCUGGUAAUAAAAAAGGUGAAUUAGAAAUCUGGUCUGAUAAUUUACCUGGAUUACCUGAUAAUAUCCGUCCCACUAGUAGAGGUACUUACUGGGUUGGACUAACUGGUGUACGAAGGGCUGAUAAAUUUAAUUUUCUAGAUUUUGUUUGUGAUAAACCCUGGAUUAAGACUCUUGUUACAAAGGUUUUAUCAAUGGAUCUAAUAAAAAAAGUAGUACCUAAAUAUGGUUUAUUGAUUGAAGUAAACAGCGAGGGUAAAAUAGUACGAAGUUUACACGAUCCCACUGGAGAGAAAAUCCCUGCUAUCAGUGAGGCAGAGGAACAUAAUGGAGUUAUUUACCUUGGUUCAUAUAAUUUACCGUAUAUUAGUAAACUAUAUGUUAAUGAUCUGAAAUAA
Molecule: messenger RNA, 1050 nt
Organism: Lottia gigantea (owl limpet)
Lineage: Eukaryota; Metazoa; Mollusca; Gastropoda; Lottiidae
Exons: 7
Biological process (GO): biosynthetic process
Molecular function (GO): strictosidine synthase activity
Source: RefSeq, a predicted model, not a curated record